This is a messenger RNA of Pogona vitticeps (central bearded dragon), 2314 nucleotides long. Lineage: Eukaryota; Metazoa; Chordata; Lepidosauria; Squamata; Agamidae. The record is from RefSeq and is a predicted model, not a curated record.
CCUGUUUUGCCUCCUUCAGGGCUGAGGCCUCCUCUCGUGUCUGCUGCCUCCUUUCACACCAGUUCCCAGAACAGCGCCAAGGAGGAUUAUUACCAGAUUUUGGGGGUGCCCCGGACCGCCAGCCAGAAGGACAUCAAGAAGGCUUAUUACCAGCUUGCCAAGAAGUAUCAUCCUGACACCAAUAAAGAUGACCCAAAAGCAAAGGAGAAGUUUGCCCAGCUGGCGGAAGCCUAUGAGGUUUUGGGUGACGAAGUGAAGCGGAAACAAUAUGAUACCUACGGGACAGCUGACUUUGAACAGGCCUCAGCGGGUGCUGGGCAGCAGUACUGGCGGAGCAGCACUACUGUGGAUCCAGAGGAGCUGUUCAGGAAGAUCUUUGGGGAGUUUUCAGGAUCUUCCUUUGGCGACUUUCAAUCUGUCUUUGACCAACCCCAGGAGUACAUCAUGGACCUGACGUUCACCCAGGCAGCCAAAGGGGUGAACAAGGAAAUGGUGGUCCAGAUCAGCGAUGAGUGUGAGCGAUGUCAUGGCAGAAGGAACGAGCCGGGCACCAAAGUGCAGCAUUGCCACUACUGCAAUGGGACAGGCAUGGAAACUAUCAAUACAGGGCCCUUCGUCAUGCGCUCAACCUGUCGACGGUGCGGUGGUCGUGGCUCUGUUGUAACAACCCCUUGCGUGCUCUGUCGGGGCAGUGGCCAAACGAAACAGAAGAAGAAAGUGAUGGUCCCUGUUCCAGCAGGUGUGGAGGAUGGACAGACAGUUCGAAUGCCUGUGGGAAAGAAGGAAAUUUUCAUUACCUUCAGGGUUCAGAAGAGCUCCACGUUCCGGAGGGACGGUGCAGAUAUCCACUCCGACCUUCACAUCUCGAUAGCGCAAGCUGUCCUCGGAGGAACAGCAAGAGCGCCGGGUCUGUACGAGACCAUCAGUAUUGUGAUUCCACCAGGCAUCCAGGCUGAGCACAGGAUCCGGAUGAGCGGGAAGGGCAUUCCCAGGGUGAACAGCUACGGUUACGGAGACCACUACAUUCAUAUAAAGAUCAAAGUUCCCAAGAGCUUGACUGAGCGCCAGCGAGCUCUGAUGCUGAGCUAUGCUGAGGAUGAGAAGGACGUCGAAGGCACCGUGAAUGGCGUGACCACCACCGUAGCGGGGAAACGGUCCACUGGAAACUAGAGCCUGGGCGACAGCAGUCGGGUGGCCGCGGCGUCCUCCUUGGAGGUGCCGGGACAUCAGGAGCCUGGCCAGACCCCUCAUGGACCUGCUUGACCUCAUGACUAGACUGGAGGAGGAGAAGGGCUUUCACCCAGAAGCCGGGUUGCAGAGGGCUCAUCUCUGCCUUGCCAGCUGCAGGAAUCACGAAGGACUUUCCCAUGCCUUGAAGAGGCUCUUCCUACUUUUCUGGACAGAUGCAAACUGCUCUGUGGUGGGAACCUGAACAGGGAGAAUAAAGUGUACACCUAGCUUAACAAGCAAUGUUUGCUAUCCUGGGAUUCUGACAAGCUCCCUGCUCUCCCGAGAGCUCCUAAGACCCUCCACCUUCUUCUCUGCAGAGCCCCACAUUCCCGGAAGAGGCAUUGGCUUCCUAUUUUCCAGACGGUAAACUGCUUCAGCUGUGGGUCACCUGGGCUCCCAGAGAGGACGGUCUUGCCCCCACGGUGGUUGCUGUCACGGCCAAGGAUCCCUCUGCUGCUGCUCAGCCUGCAGUGGGGCGGAGGGGUUUUCGAGUGAGGAGCAUGAGCUCAAAAGUUCCACAGGAACUAGUUGCCUCUUUGUCCCUGAAGCUGGACAGGGUUGAAGUAGAAAUGGUACAGAGUAGCUUCUCAUGGCUUCUCUGAUCUCAUGGAGGAAAAUAACCCCUCUGGAUCUGGACCGUAUGAUGAACCCAGCUAUGAAGCCAGGGCCCCUAGAAUUUACUACACACGACAGCAGAACAGAUGUGUUCUGAGAAACCCCAGCCCUUCUCGUGCGCCACAGUCAUGAAAUGAGGUUGCUGUGAGUAAUUAGCGUGUGUCACAAGCAUCCGUUAUUGCUGCUUUAUAUGUUUGGCUGGGAGCUGAGUUGCUAGAGAACAGAGAAUGGGCCAGUGGCCUCUGAAGGAAAUAUGGGACUGAGCCAGUGAGCGUAGAAGUGGGUCAUUCUGUCCAGCUCUUUCAGCUGAUCUCUUGACGAUGAUUCCCCGAACAGUUAAAUCCACAAGGGCCACAGCGCUCUUUUCUCCUUAGCUUGCAACAUCUGGCUUGUAUAAUCUUGAGUCUCUGGACCUGUAAGGUACUGGUGUUAAUCACAGAUCUGCUCUAUAAAGUUGUAGUUGUCGAGA